Molecule: messenger RNA, 4388 nt
Organism: Xyrauchen texanus (razorback sucker)
Lineage: Eukaryota; Metazoa; Chordata; Actinopteri; Cypriniformes; Catostomidae
Gene: trim45
Product: tripartite motif containing 45
Exons: 6
Coding region: 250-2004 (584 amino acids)
Biological process (GO): positive regulation of DNA-templated transcription
Cellular component (GO): chromatin; nucleoplasm
Molecular function (GO): ubiquitin-protein transferase activity; protein binding; zinc ion binding
Source: RefSeq, a predicted model, not a curated record
UCUCAAAUAACAUGAGCGAAAAAGUUUACUACUCACGAACUUAGAUUUGUUACACUUUCAUGUAAAUAGCAACAACUUUGUGCUUGCGCUGUGAUACUGAAAAAGUUUACCGAUUUUCAAAUAGAAAGCUAUAUCGUUUUAUAUUGUAGACUAGUUAUUUUGAACAGUGACGUGUCGACAAUACUUGUGUCAAUUGGAUGCGCGUUUGUUACUGAGUACGAUAUUCAGAGAGUAAAAAAAACAACUACAAUGUCACUUCGCAAAGAGCAGUCAAUUCAUGAAGAAAAACAAGAAAACUUGAGUAAAAACACUCUUCAGACGAAUGGGGACGCUGGAAAGAAAUCCAGAGUUGUUUGUCGCGUCUGCAAUCGGAUGUUUCGAGAUCCUAAAAUUCUCCCUUGCUUGCACACGUUUUGUGCGGACUGUGUUCGCCAGCUCGAGCCGUUCUCUGUGCAUGGACUGAACGGGGAACAUCUUUCGCCUGAAGACGAGCCGCACGGGCGCAACUCUGUAACAGUCAUGUGUCCAGAGUGCGAUUCAGAGGUGGAUCUGCCAACAUCGGGUGUAGAUGGGCUGAGCACUGACCAUCUUGCGCUGGAUGAUGUUUUCGCGGAGACCCUCCUGAUUGAAAAUAGCGUGUUGUGCGACUUGUGCAGCGACAGCGACGCAGGGAAGCGCUGUGAGGUGUGUUGCGUCAACCUCUGCGAGUUCUGCAGUCAGGCUCACAGGAGACAGAAAAGGACCUCCUCUCACUCAAUACAAAGUCUACAGGAGCUGAAAUCUCAGGGUCGUCUCACAAGGCCUGUCCUGUGCUCUCUGCAUCCUGGCCAGGAGUUACGUCUCUUCUGUGAGCCCUGCGACCUCACCGUGUGCCUGGAAUGUGCAGCGACCUUUCACCGUGACCACCACUGCAGCCCUGCCCGUGAAGUCAUCAGUCGCCACGGAGAUCGCAUCAGGGAUUUGGUGGUCAGGAGCUUAAGACCUCGUCUUUCUCUUUUGGAGGAGUCUCUAAGACGUGUGGACAUAUCCCAUGAGACAUUGCAGUCAAGGACUGACACGUUGGCUGGUGAGAUUCGAGCAUUUGCUCGGGGCUAUGCCAGCGCAGUGGAGGCGCAUUGCUGUUCUCUGCUGCGGUCGUUGGAAGAUGUAAGGUUGCAACGCAGGAACCAACUCCAGCUGCAGAAAGCUCAGCUUCAGCAGGCCUUGUCUGAUGUCCGUGGUGGCGUGGACUUUGCAGAACGCCUGCUCACAUGCGGUUCAGACGCUGAAAUCCUCAGUGCCAAGGGAGUCACUUUGAGGAGAUUAAUGAAGCUUGUGGAGUCAGGAUAUGAACCACACCCAACAAAAGUCGCUCAUGACAGUGCCAGCAGCAUCUGUUUCCUACCUCAGGAGAGUGCAGGGCAGGUGGAGGGAUUUCCUGUGGUUGGAGUCGUGCAUACCAAGGCUGUGGAUCCCAGCAAGUGUACUAUCCAAGGAGAAGGUGUGGAGCGAGGUCGUGAAGGCCAACGGGGGGAGUUCACUCUGGUUUGCAGAGACUCUUCUGGAGAGCAGAUGGGCAGAGGAGGAGACCCUGUGCUGGUCAGCAUAGUACACAAGGAGAAGAAGGGUUGCUCUGUGGAGGCGGCUGUGGUUGAUAACAGUGAUGGCUCAUAUGAUGUCUCCUACACCCCUGUUGAACCAGGUCUCUACUCUGUGUGGGUUUGUGUCAAAGCACAGCAUGUCCAGGGUUCACCUUUCGUGCUAACUGUGAAGAGAAAGUUCAGACGUCACCAUGGUAUAUUCCAUUGCUGUUCCUUCUGCUCUGGUGGGGGCGCUAAAGAGGCACGCUGUGGCUGUCCUGGUACAAUGCCAGGUGGGUUUCAGGGUUGUGGGCAUGGCCAUAAAGGACACCCUGGUAAGCGCCACUGGUCAUGUUGUGGAAGUGUUGUGGAGGCCUCCGAGUGUAUUCUGCGUACUCUGGGUGCAGUGUCUCCUCGUGGACAUCUCAGGACUGUGGAGCUCUGAGACAAACAAGCAUCUCUUUUCCCUACAUAACAAGAGAAAAUGUUACCAUAAAACUCAAAUACUCAACCAGCCAAAAAAUAGAAACUAAAAAUGUACCAAUUUAUCAAGUUUUGUCUUUUGUCUCUCGAUAAAAUGUCUGCUAAAUAAAGGAAAAAUAAUGUCUACGUAGAACAUACAGUUGAAGUCAGAAGUUUACAUACGCUUAGGUUGAAGUCAUUAAAUCUCACAUUUUUAACCACUCCACAGAUUUAAUGUUAGCAAGUUGUUUAAGACAUCUACUUUGUGUAUGACAUGAUUAAUUUUUCCAACAAUUGUUUAGACAGACAGAUUGUUUCAUUUUUAAUUAACUAUAUCACAAUUCCAGAGGGUCAGAAGUUUACAAGUUAACUGUGCCUUUAGCAGCUUAGAAAAUACCAGAAAAUUAUGUCAAGUCUUUAGACAAUUAGCCAAUAAGCUUCUGAUAGGAGGUGUACUGAAUUAUGGAUGUAUUUUAAGGCUCUCUGCUUGACAUCAUGGGAAAAUCAAAGAAAUAUGCCAAGACCUCAGAAAAGAAAUUGUGGACCUCCACAAGUCUGGUUCAUCCUUGGGAGCAAUUUCCAAAGGUCUGAAGGUACCACGUUCAUCUGUACAAACAAAUAGUACACAAGUAUAAAUGCCACGGGACCACACAGCCAUCAUACCACUCAUGAAGGAGACCCAUUCUGUCACCUAGAGAUGAAUGUAGUUUGGUGCGAAAAGUACAAAUCAAUCCCAGAACAACAGCAAAGAACCUUGUGAAGAUGCUGGAGGAAACAGGUAGACAAGUAUCAAUAUCCACAUUCAAACGACUCCUACAUCAACAUAAUCUGAAAGGCUGCUUGGCAAGGAAGAAGCCACAGCUCCAAAACUGUCAUAAAAAAGCCAGACUGCAGGUUCCAAGUGCAUAUGGGGACAAAGAUCUUUUUGGAGAAAUGUACUCUGGUAGAAUGAAACAAAAAUUGUAUUGUUUGUCCAUAAUGACCAUCGCUAUGUUUGGAGGAAAAACGGUGAGGCUUGCAAGCGGAAGAACACCAUCCUAACCUUGAAGCAUGGGGGUGGCAGCAUCAUGGUGUGGGGGUGCUUUGCUGUAGGAGGGACUGGUGCACUUCACAAAAUAGAUGAGGAAUCAUGAGGAAGAUAAAUUAUAUGGAUAUAUUGAAGCAACAUCUCAAGAAAUCAGCUAGGAUGUUAAAGCUCUGUCGCAAAUGGGUCUUCCAAAUGGACAAUGACCCCAAGCAUACCUCCAAAAUUGUGGCUAAAUGGCUUGAGGACAACAAAGUCAAGGUAUCGGAGUGGCAAUCAGAGCCCUGACCUUAAUCUGAUAGAAACAGAACUGAAAAAGUGCUUGCAAGCAAGGAGGCCUACAAACCUGGCUCAGUUACACAGAGUUCUGUCUGGAGGAAUGGGCCAAAAUUCCAGCAAUUUAUUGUGAGAAGUUUGUGGAAGGCUAUCCAAAACAUUUGACCCAAGUUAAACAAUUUAAAGGCAAUGCUAACAAAGUGUAUGUAAACUUCUGACCCACUGGGAAUGUGAUGAAAGAAAUAAAAGCUGAAAUAAAUAAUUCUCUCUACUAUUAUUCUGACAUUUCACAUUCUUAAAAUAAAGUAGUGAUCCUUACUGACCUAAGACGGGGAAUGUUUUCUACGUAGAAAUGUCAGGAAUUUUGAAAAUGUUUAAAUGUAUGUAAACUUCUGACCUCAACUGUACUUACUGUAGUGUCUUUAGAAAACACUAAAUGUUUCUGUAUAAUUAUUGUAAACAUUUCUAAAAUGUGGAUCAUUUUUGAAGAAUGUCACAUUUCUUCAAAUAUUCAGAUCUUCAGUAUUGUUAUUUUAAACGUCUUUUUUAUUAUUAUUAUUUGUGCCUGCAUCAUUGUUCCCUUUUGUAAUCAUAAUCAGCAUGUUUUCUUUGAAAUUACCCAGCAACAUUAUGUAUGUAACAUGUUAGAAAUAGAUCCAACUAUAAUGGUGUAUUUUUAUGUGUGCAUGACUCCAUACCAAAGAAUGCCUUUUGUUCUGCAGACUUCCAUGUAUCAGAAUUACCAUUUCAACUGUCUUUAUAUACAGUACUAGUUACCUCAGAUUAAACAACACUUACCUCUCCACUGUGAUGAGUGGCGCUUCAUAAAUUGUUGACACAUUUUAUGGUGUUCUCAAUAUGAUCUGUUUUACUUUGUGCCCUGCUUAGUGUCAUGUCUAUGACCCAGACCUGUUAAAAGCAGAGGGAGUUCAUGAUGCAUUAGAAGUUGCUUUCAGCUAGACAAAUGUCUGUAUUUUCUGCAUAUCUGCUUAUUUUUCUAAUAUGGAUCUCACCCCCAGCUAGUUUACCUUGCUUAUUGGGUGAUAAUUUAAUUCAAUGUUAACAUU